UAUCAUUAAGUAUUAAUAGCCGGAGGGUUUAAGUUUACUAUCAUACUACAAUUGUAUAAAAAAAACAUUGCUUCUUAGGUGUUGAUGUUUUGAAAGUGCUACGUACAAAAGUAUCCAAUUCUGAACUAACGGCAUCCCAAGCAAAUUCAAUUCAACUCACCAUCUUGAUCUUGAAAUGAGGAAAAAAAGGAACUUCCCCAAAAACUUUUAUAUAAUAAUUUAUAAAAUAAAAAAAAAACCCUCUAAAUCAAUUAAUUAAGAUAUAUAAUUUCAAUUCAGACAUAAAUGUACUCCUAUCCAACCCUUUCUAUUUAAACUCUCUUUCAUGUUAUAUAAUUUCAUUCAUUCCAAACAUACCACUAAAAGCUAGCUUGAUCACUCACACUAACUACCUCCUCCACCGACUCUCUCUCCCUUUCUCUCUCUUCUUUCUCUCUCUUCAAAAACAUUUUGAGAAGAAAUAUUUCAAGAAUUAUAAUAUAUGCUUCUUAUAUAAUUAUUAGAAGCAUAUAUUAUAAUUAGCAUACAAACAUACAUACAUAAUUAUCAUGUAUAACAUGAACAACAACAAUAUUAUUGAGGUUCAAAGGCAAGAAUCCUUAAAAAGAAGAUGGCAUGAUAGUUUCUACACUAGACUUCUUAGUGCACCUACCGCCCCUACUAACCCUACUACAUCUGUGGCGUCGUCCUCAACGACGUCACAACAAUCAUUAUAUAUAAGUAAACCACCCCAUCAUCACCAUCGCUUCCUCCAACCAGGGAGGUUAGAUGGUGGUGGUGGAGAUCUAGUCCUAAACGUUGUGCCCUCGAUCACAGUUGUGCUCGAGGGCAGAUCGAUCUGUCACCGGAUUAACCUACAAAACCAUGGUAACUACCAAAGUUUAGCCAAGGCUCUUAGACAAAUGUUUGUGGAAAUUGCAAAUAUUCAACAAAAUGAUGAUGAAAAUAAUAAUAAUAAUAUUUGUGGUGAUAAUGGACAACAACAACAACAACAACUUGAUUUGUCUAAUGCUGUUCCUGGUUAUGUUAUUGCUUAUGAAGAUAUGGAGAAUGAUCUUCUUCUUGCUGGUGAUCUUCAGUGGAAGGAUUUUGUACGAGUGGCAAAAAGAAUUAGGAUACUGCCGGUGAAGUCAAGUUCAAGGAAGCAGAAGAGCACAAAACACUAGUCAAUUUAUUUUCCUGUUUUUGUGGGGAAUAACGUACCAAUUCUUUAGUUCAGUAACCCCUCUUCCCCCAAAUUAGAAAAAAAGUAAAAAUCAAACUUGUAAUGCUAGCUUGAUUUCUAAAAUUUAUCAAGAUGAUUUUAUAAUA
This is a messenger RNA of Chenopodium quinoa (quinoa), 1311 nucleotides long. RefSeq names its product auxin-responsive protein IAA33-like. The transcript has 2 exons. Gene Ontology annotation, biological process: regulation of DNA-templated transcription. The record is from RefSeq and is a predicted model, not a curated record. Gene Ontology annotation, molecular function: protein binding. Lineage: Eukaryota; Viridiplantae; Streptophyta; Magnoliopsida; Caryophyllales; Amaranthaceae. Bases 549 to 1166 code for a protein of 205 amino acids. Gene Ontology annotation, cellular component: nucleus.